AUGUCCAGACCUUCAAAUAUACCCCUGAAUAUGCUCUACGGUACAGCAUGGAAAAAGGAACGAACAGCCAGUCUAGUCACCCAAGCUCUCCAAGCAGGCUUCCACGCCAUAGACACAGCCGCCCAACCAAAACACUACCAAGAGCACCUCGUCGGCAACGGCGUGCGUUCCUUCCUCUCAAUCAGCCAUCUCACGCGUCGAGACCUAUACCUCCAGACGAAAUUCACAUCAAUCGAUGGCCAACUUCCAGACAACCUCCCCUAUGAUCCCUCAACCAGUAUUACAGAGCAGGUCAAAGCUUCUGUUACCUCUUCACUACAUAAUCUACGACACAGCAAAAGACCAGAGGAGAGCUAUAUCGAUUGUCUGGUGCUUCACAGUCCUCUGCCAACCCUCAGCGAAACGAUGGAAGCCUGGGAUGCAAUGUCGUCAUUCGUUCCUACAAAAGUACACUCUCUGGGCAUCUCAAACACUUCCCUUCCAAUACUUCAGCACAUCUGGACAAAUAGCGCCGUCAAGCCAAAAGUGGUUCAGAACAGAUUCUAUGCUGCUACCGGGUGGGACGUUGCGCUCAGAGAGUUUUGCACGGAGACUGGCAUCCAGUAUCAAAGCUUUUGGACAUUGACUGGAAAUCCCAGGUUGCUGAACAUUCCAGUCAUACAGAGCACUGCUCAAGAGGCGGGUGUAAGCAAAGAAGCCGUGCUUUACUCUCUUGUGCAGGGUCUUGGUAUCACACCUAUCAACGGUACAACAUCUCACAUUGAGAGCGACGUCGCCGAAAUGUCGAAAUUGGAGCACUGGAAAACCGUGGAUCACAAUGCUAAGACUUGGGAGCAAUGCAUGGAGGUCUUGAGAUCAAUGCUCACAUAG
Molecule: messenger RNA, 870 nt
Organism: Aureobasidium namibiae CBS 147.97
Lineage: Eukaryota; Fungi; Ascomycota; Dothideomycetes; Dothideales; Saccotheciaceae
Product: aldo-keto reductase
Exons: 1
Coding region: 1-870 (289 amino acids)
Cellular component (GO): cytosol
Molecular function (GO): aldose reductase (NADPH) activity
Source: RefSeq, a predicted model, not a curated record